Medicago truncatula (barrel medic) is the source of this 684-nucleotide messenger RNA. Its product is annotated as small ubiquitin-related modifier 1. Lineage: Eukaryota; Viridiplantae; Streptophyta; Magnoliopsida; Fabales; Fabaceae. The record is from RefSeq and is a predicted model, not a curated record. The transcript is spliced from 4 exons. The coding region runs from base 103 to 429 and encodes 108 amino acids.
GUUACCUUCACUCUCACGAGACACUACAAAAACCUUAGUAUUUAUUUUAUUGUUGUUCUGUUCUUCUCUAAUUGUUCCUGUUUUCUUGUUGAUAAGAGCAUUAUGGCUUCAAAUGGUAUAUUGGGUAAUAAGAGAAAGGCUUCAGAAAGAGAUGAAGUUACUGAAGAUGGUAUUGUUCAUAUCGAAUUUGGAAUCAGGGGUCAGGAUGGGAAUGAGCAGCAUUUCAAAGUGAACCAGGACAAGUUCUUGAUAACAGCAUUUCAACAGUACUGUAAAAAGAUGAAAUUGCAAUAUGCCACCAUCAACUUUCUGCUUGAUGAGAAAUCUAUUCAAGGAAAUCGUCAAACACCAAAGAUGCUGAAUUUGAAAAAUGGUGACACGAUUGAUGCCAUGAAACACCAAUCAGGAGGUGGUGUUGUAGCUAUGUAAGUUGGAGGAAAUUAAAUGGCUUCGUAAAUAAGUUUGUUAGUAUGAAUUGUUAAUUUGUUUGUUUGACUAUUUUAUAAUGUAUUUGAGGUGCAUGAUCGAUGAUCACAAAAGUAGAAAAUUUAUUGUUCGGAAACACCAUAAACAAGCAUCGAUAUUGUGAGAAUAUGAACUCAAAUCUUUGAUGUUCUCACAUUUAUUGGCAGUCAAAUUCGAACCCUAAUUUUUGUAAUUUGUAUUGAUUAUGAUUGAUCAAUU